This is a messenger RNA of Rasamsonia emersonii CBS 393.64, 543 nucleotides long. RefSeq lists its product as uncharacterized. The transcript is spliced from 5 exons. Lineage: Eukaryota; Fungi; Ascomycota; Eurotiomycetes; Eurotiales; Trichocomaceae. The record is from RefSeq and is a predicted model, not a curated record. The annotation marks the transcript as partial.
AGGUCCAAGCCGGCAGCCUCUGAGUCAAGUAUCUGGAAAUCAUUUCAAUUGGAAGGGGAAUCACAAGCCUGGGAAUGGCUCCGACAACGAGAAGUUGCUAGUCCCAUCAGUGAAGCCUUGAACAGCACCCAUAGGUUGCUGAAUCCAACUCCCUGGAGCAGAAUCUCUUCUACCUUACUUCUUUUUUGUUACAUUCCUCAGAUUGAUUACAUAAUAAUACUGAUGUCAUUGUCAAGGUGCGGGCUUGCAGGUAUGAAAAACAGAUCAAUUAAGGCCGCAGGCUGCUGGACAGGCUGGUACAGGAAGGCUCUAUGGACAGGACGUAGCUCGAAGAGCUUCGGAAUGUUGCAAGUUUCCGCUGUCCAGAGCAGAAAAAGGUCAUCAGUCUCAGGCCUGACUCGAGCGUGGUCCAACUGUUUUAGGUUUGACUUACCAAGGCACCGCGGUCAUAGGACCGGCCUGGGCAAGGGACCGACAACCGCUGGCCAUGCUGGCCUCAGGACCGCCGAGGCCUUGAGACCAUCUACCCUCGACAUUUGGUGA